AUGUCUCAAAAUUCUCAAAACCCACCUCGAAUGUCUCAAGAGCAAUUCAAAGAAGCUCAAAAUCAUCAACCUUCAAAAAAGGUGACAGAACCAGGAAAAGAAUCAUUCGGUCCUUCAAGCACGGCUCUUGGAGGCGUUGGCGCAUAUGCUGGAAAUAUCCCCGAAACAGCAGUUAAACACGAACCGACAACUGGUGACAAAGUACAAGGUGCCGUGAACAAGGCCGUGGGAACUGCGAAAGAAUACAUCGGAAGCGCCGUAAAUAAUGAAAAUCUAAAAAACAGCGGAGCUAUGCAGAGGGCGGCCGGAGACAAACAGAUGCAGGGGAUUGAUACGUCGUAA
Molecule: messenger RNA, 342 nt
Organism: Paraglomus occultum
Lineage: Eukaryota; Fungi; Glomeromycota; Glomeromycetes; Paraglomerales; Paraglomeraceae
Source: the annotation of a GenBank genome assembly